AUGGACUUGGGUAGAAAUGGUGAUGCUAAUGAGCUACUUCAAGCUCAAGCUCACAUAUUGAAUCGCAUAUUCAACUUCAUAAACUCCAUGCCCCUCAAAUGUGCAAUUCAACUCGGCAUACCAGACAUUAUUCACAAGCAUGGUAAGCCCAUGACCGUGGAUGAACUCACCAAUGCUCUUCCAAUUGGCAAUGCAAAAGCCCCCUUUGUCUAUUGCCUGAAGAGGAUUCUAAUCCGGUCAGGCUUCUUCAUCGAGGCAAAAAUUAGUCAGCACGAUGAAGAGGAAGCCAAUAACAAGAGUUUAGCCUUUGUUGGAGGAGAUAUCUUUGUAGCUAUUCCUCCUGCAGGUGACGUUAUAAUGAAGUGGAUGUUGCACGAUUGGAAUGAUGAGGAAUGUGUACAAAUGCUUAGGAAAUGCAAAGAAGCAAUUCCUAGCAAGGAAAAUGGAGGGAAGGUGAUAAUCAUAGACAUGGUACUGAAUGACCAGCAAAAGGGAGCUGAUGAUCAUGAGGGAAACAAAGAAAUGAGAAGAGUGGGUAAAACUCUUUCUGAGGCAGGAUUCAAUGACUAUAAGAUAACUCUAGUACUGGGCUUGAGAUCCCUUAUUGAGGUUUAUUAUUAG
Coffea eugenioides is the source of this 621-nucleotide messenger RNA. RefSeq names its product trans-resveratrol di-O-methyltransferase-like. The record is from RefSeq and is a predicted model, not a curated record. Gene Ontology annotation, molecular function: S-adenosylmethionine-dependent methyltransferase activity; O-methyltransferase activity; protein dimerization activity. The transcript is spliced from 4 exons. Gene Ontology annotation, biological process: methylation. NCBI's taxonomy places the organism in Eukaryota, Viridiplantae, Streptophyta, Magnoliopsida, Gentianales, Rubiaceae. The coding region runs from base 1 to 621 and encodes 206 amino acids.